GGGCUAUGCGUAUGACUGUGCGCACACGCUAGCGUACGCGUACAAAAAAACGAAAAAAAAAAACAAACUAAGCAUACCAGAGCCUAACCUCUAUGGAUUCAAACAGCCCGUAAAUAACUUCCUGGAACUAUCUGACGUCUACAUGAAUCACGUGACGAUCAAGCGUUUUGAACUUCCGUUGGCGCAACUCUCUCUCUAUCUCUAGGGCUCUGGUCGUAACGUCAUGACAUCGCAACGUGAACCUCAAGGGCUCUGGCCUCGACUGGACUUUCGCGCGCUUUAGGUCCAGAUUUAGGAACCACAAACAGCGAAGUGGGAAAUUCAACAUUUCUGAGUGAAGGUGAGGGAGAUGGAGGACGAGUGGGAGGAAGAGGAGCAGCUGUUCGUGGCUGAGCUCUCCGGAGUGAUUGACUCGGAUGUGCUGUGUAAGCGCGGUGGGGUGUGUAAAAUGGUGGGCAUGAGCAGUGAGCAGCCCAUGGUGCAGGUGGGCCGCUAUGUGUUCGCCGGGGAAUACGAGGACGCGCUGGGGUCAUGCGUCAUCUUUGAAGAGCAGACAAAGGAUCGGACAAAAUCCAGCUCGAGCCCUGUGCUCAAAUACAAGUGUCACACCAUGAAGAAGCUGAUGCUCCAGAGGACUUUCCUGUCCGAGAGGAAGGAGGGAGAGACGAGCUCCGGGGGCAUCGAGGUCCUGUCUCUGAACGAAGGGGAAGUGUGUGGAAGAUCCAGCACCGUGUGUCACUACGCCCUGGACCCUAAAGAUCUUCAGACACUAAAUGCUGGAGAAGACAUCAGCGACGAGUCGGAGACUGAAAAAGCGGAGACACACCAGCGUUCAGUAAAGGAGGACAGUGUACCAGGAGAGACCAGAGAAAACCUGGCAGAGUAACACGACCUGGACCUGAACUGUACAGGGACCAAAUCUCACUCUAGUGGCUGAAGGGCACACAGUGGUUCAUAAAUAAACAUAAUAUAAUAAGCAAGCACAAAUAAUUAUUUCUACAAAAUUUUUAUGCACAAUAUACAAGUUAAAAGAAGUAUAUUAAUCACUGAACAGCAUGUCUUGUACACUGCUGCGUAAUGUAUUGUUUCAUGAUCAUUAUUGUAAUAUUGACCAUGGCGAUCCAACUGAUACAUAUUGACUAUUUUGGCAUAGUGUGCUACUGGAUAAGACAUUUUUAAUCAACUCUAAGCUGUUGGAAAAAGUUCUUUGUGUAGAUUUGAUUGAACAGGGUUUGCAGUAAUCAGGUCUGGUUGUGUCUACUCCAGCUGAACCCCAAUAUAAAUGCAGUUCCAUGGAUUUGGGGAAUUAGUAACUAUAGGGCAAAUACAUUUUCACACAGGCCCAGUUGGUAUUGGAUAACUUUUGCUUCAAUAAAUAACAUAAUUUAAGAACUGUA
Ictalurus punctatus (channel catfish) is the source of this 1397-nucleotide messenger RNA. RefSeq names its product general transcription factor IIIC, polypeptide 6, alpha (gene gtf3c6). The record is from RefSeq and is a predicted model, not a curated record. Gene Ontology annotation, cellular component: transcription factor TFIIIC complex. Gene Ontology annotation, biological process: transcription by RNA polymerase III. NCBI's taxonomy places the organism in Eukaryota, Metazoa, Chordata, Actinopteri, Siluriformes, Ictaluridae. The coding region runs from base 350 to 886 and encodes 178 amino acids. The transcript has 2 exons.